AUGCAUCAGAAACCAUCCUUGUCGUCCACAAAGAAAGCACUAGGAAACUUGAGUAUAAUGAUCAUGUCUGCACCAGCUGGACCGCAAUUAAUUAAGUCUGUGGGAGUGGAUGGUGGUGGGAUUGGUUUUGAUAAACCACUGCUGCAGUUCUUGUUAUGGAUGUUGGGAGGAAGAGAGGAUUGCUCUCUUCCACCUCAAAGCUUUUUUACCGACCCCGAUGGCAAUUCCCCGUUUUACUGGUCAGAGAAACAAAAGGAAGCUGACUGCUGUGAGUGGACUGAUAUAAUUGAGUGUGAUACCACCACAAAAAGAGUGAUCGGACUGUCUCUUUGGGGUUCAGGGGAUAGGAGUAUGCAUGCAGAAUCGGCAUCUGAAUGCAUCUUUGUUUCUGCCUUUCAAAGAAUUGAAGAGUCUCAGCUUAGCUGA
This is a messenger RNA of Dovyalis caffra, 426 nucleotides long. The record is from the annotation of a GenBank genome assembly. NCBI's taxonomy places the organism in Eukaryota, Viridiplantae, Streptophyta, Magnoliopsida, Malpighiales, Salicaceae.